GACGGCCACGUGUCCCAUCGCUCAGCGUAAUACAACCAAAAAAAAAAGAAUCCCCUUUAGAGUCAAAGUUUAAAGUUUUCUCUCUCUCUCUUUCUCAAAGCAAUCUUGAAAUACAGAGGAUACAAGGGAAUCAAUAAGCAUUUCAACGAAAUGCUAGGUCAAGAUCCGGGGGAUUUAAGACGAGACACUUCACGCAUCCAAAGUUUUUUACACGAAUGUCGCACCUUGGGUAGUCUCAGAGGAUUCAAGCAUUUUGAAGUGUUUAUGCGUGGUCGUGAAGAACUGGUCUUGCUCAUUCCGAAAAGUCACGAAUAUAAGCAAGAAACAUCGACACUGAUGCCUGCAGAUGUGUUUGCACAACGAACAAUGCAUGAUCAGCAGCAGCAGCAGCAGCAGCAGCAGCCUCAGCAGGAACAAUCACCUAUCAGUAGCAGUGGCAGUAGUAGUCAAGGAUCAUUGAUGCUGGCGGAACGGGUGCCGGUCGAUCCGAAGGAUCAGGAACUGAAAAAGCUACGAUCCAACAGUGUUUCUGUCUUUCUCAUUACUGGUUAUGCAAGAUACAAGUGCCCUUAUAUCUACGUAAAGUAUUCAUUCUAUAGAUAGAUAUAGAGAGUCUGUUUUGAAACUUACUUGAAGCGACUUAUCGUCCAUAUUUUAGAAUCGAUCAUCGGAUGAUUUAUACCCAAUGACACUAGAUACAACCGAAACAUGGAGGAGAAAAGGUAAACAUAAGGUGGAGGUGGGGGGAGGGGGAAGGCAUUAUGUUUAAUUGCGGGAAAUUUUUUUUGUCAGAUGUGCCGUUGUGGGAAAUGG
Zychaea mexicana is the source of this 813-nucleotide messenger RNA. RefSeq lists its product as uncharacterized. Lineage: Eukaryota; Fungi; Mucoromycota; Mucoromycetes; Mucorales; Lichtheimiaceae. The transcript has 5 exons. The annotation marks the transcript as partial. The record is from RefSeq and is a predicted model, not a curated record.